AUGUUCGUCGUCAGUCUGGUUUUUGUUACCAUAUUCACCUUCGUCGCCGAGACGCACAGCUCAUUUCAAGUGUCAAUUCCCGAUACGGGGCGACAUGUGAAUCCAGAAGAAGCUCGCACCAAUAGUGCUUUACCGUCUUCUUCGUUUCAUGCUUCUUUGGCGUCCCUCCACUCUACUCUCGACCUUGAUUCCUAUUCUCGUACUACCCCCUCCUCAUCUGUCGUCCCUCGGCAACUGGCAGAAGACAACAAUUUUUCCGAAAGUUCUCUGGACUCGAACGAGCUUCUGGCCCGUCUUCAUGCAGUCAAUCACGACCUCGUCGCCUCGUUGUUGCAUCGAGCCUCCAAAGCGGGUCAAGCUCAGCUUGAACCCACGCAAAUGAUGAUGGCCUGGCCGGGUCUCGAGAUCAUCGACUACACGUGCGCCGUCUUCUUUACCAUCGAUCUGGCUCUCCGAUUCUACGCCUCGCCUCAGCGACUGCAUUUCAUCCAAAGUCCCGUUACUUUGGUUGAGCUGCUCGCUGUUGUGCCCUACUAUGCCGACUUCAUUCUCCAUCUACCACUCAAGCUGCACGGCAGUCCAUCGCAUGGCGAUGAGGAGGCCUCGAGACUAGGGUCUCCAGGGCCCGCCGACGCUGGCAACGUGAGUCUGCCCCAUCUGCCGAGAUUGCGCAAGUUCGUAGAUUUGGUACACGUCUUUCGCAUCUUCGGCAUCCUGCGACUUCUCAAAGUGUUGCGCUAUUAUGCCGGCUUACAGGUGCUCAUCUACACUCUGCGCUCCAGUUUCAAGGAUCUCAUGUUGAUGCUGACCUUCAUCAGUGUGGCCACACUAAUCUUCGCCUCGUUGAUCUACUUCGCCGAUGAUCCUCAGAUCUUCACCAGCAUUCCAGCCGCUUGCUGGUGGGCCGUGGUGACCAUCACCACAGUUGGCUACGGUGACUACUAUCCGCGAUAUCCGGCCGGCUGUUUCAUUGGAGCAGCCUGUGCUCUUGUCGGCGUCCUUGUUGUCGCUUUCACGGUGCCCAUUCUAGUCAACUCUUUCAUGCUUUACUACUCGUACGCAGACAGUCUGAACUCCGAGAAGGGCCUACGUACAAGCGACCAUUGCUGUUCUGCAAGAGCCCCAGACAACUAUUGCAGGGCGCGUCUUUCGCAUCUCAGGCUAGUCAACUCGAGGGAGGAGAUUCAACUCGACCAUCAUAGGAGCCUCAAACCGCGCGAAAUAUGA
This is a messenger RNA of Protopolystoma xenopodis, 1227 nucleotides long. The record is from the annotation of a GenBank genome assembly. NCBI's taxonomy places the organism in Eukaryota, Metazoa, Platyhelminthes, Monogenea, Polystomatidea, Polystomatidae.